AUGGCGAACGCGAGCGAGCCGGGCGGCGGCGGCGGCGGCGGCGAGGCGGCCGCCCUGGGCCUCAAGCUGGCCACGCUCAGCCUGCUGCUGUGCGUGAGCCUCGCGGGCAACGUGCUGUUCGCGCUGCUGAUCGUGCGGGAGCGCAGCCUGCACCGCGCCCCGUACUACCUGCUGCUCGACCUGUGCCUGGCCGACGGGCUGCGCGCGCUCGCCUGCCUCCCGGCCGUCAUGCUGGCGGCGCGGCGGGCAGCGGCCGCCGCGGGGGCGCCGCCGGGCGCGCUGGGCUGCAAGCUGCUCGCCUUCCUGGCCGCGCUCUUCUGCUUCCACGCCGCCUUCCUGCUGCUCGGCGUGGGCGUCACCCGCUACCUGGCCAUAGCGCACCACCGCUUCUACGCCGAGCGCCUGGCCGGCUGGCCGUGCGCCGCCAUGCUGGUGUGCGCCGCCUGGGCGCUGGCGCUGGCUGCGGCCUUCCCGCCCGUGCUGGACGGCGGCGGCGGCGGCGGCGACGACGAGGACGCGCCGUGCGCCCUGGAGCAGCGACCCGACGGCGCCCCCGGCGCGCUGGGCUUCCUGCUGCUGCUGGCCGUGGUGGUGGGCGCCACGCACCUCGUCUACCUCCGCCUGCUCUUCUUCAUCCACGAUCGCCGCAAGAUGCGGCCCGCGCGCCUCGUGCCCGCCGUCAGCCACGACUGGACCUUCCACGGCCCCGGUGCCACCGGCCAGGCGGCCGCCAACUGGACAGCGGGCUUCGGCCGCGGGCCCACGCCGCCCGCGCUCGUGGGCAUACGGCCGGCUGGGCCCGGCCGCGGCGCGCGCCGCCUCCUCGUGCUCGAGGAGUUCAAGACAGAGAAGAGGCUGUGCAAGAUGUUCUAUGCCAUCACGCUGCUCUUCCUGCUCCUCUGGGGCCCCUACGUCGUGGCCAGUUACCUGCGGGUCCUGGUGCGGCCCGGCGCUGUCCCCCAGGCCUACCUGACGGCCUCCGUGUGGCUUACCUUCGCGCAGGCCGGCAUCAACCCGGUCGUCUGCUUCCUCUUCAACAGAGAGCUCAGGGACUGCUUCCGGGCCCAGUUCCCCUGCUGCCAGAGCACCCAGGCCACCCAGGCCACCCUCCCCUGCGACUUGAAAGGCAUCGGUUUAUAAGUGGCUCUCCCGCCACCUGCACCCCAACCCAGCCUCUCCCUUUGGCUUGGACAGUGACGUCUUUUCUCCCCCUUCUGCCCCCUUUUUAAUUUUCUGAGCUGCCUUCAAAACGGCUCUCGAAGUGCAUCAUCUCUAGGAUUGUACAGACUCCUUUUGGGGGAGGGUUUCGAAGUCCCAGCCCCACCCCAGCACCUUGGGAUUGACCUCCUGAAUAUAGUUUCAUCCUGACAGUAGAACCUGGAGUCUUUGUACUGGCACUGAUGUCUUUUAUUCCAUGAGUUACUUUUUUUUUUUUUUCAAUAAAGGCUAAACUAAUUUUCUUCAUGCAACCUUUCCUAAAGACCAUGGCCAGUUUUCUACAGAAGCUAUUUUUGACAACCUCAAGUGGCAUUACAUUUUGCAGUGAGGUAGAGGGACCCAGGGGGACUUCACAAGUUCAAUUUCUUGAGGGUCUUGUUGGCAGCGGGAGAAAGAGGGAAAGUUGUCUCAAGUUCCUUCUGAAUUGCCAUCGGUGGGGUCAGUUGGACUGCUCUGGUUCUUUAAAGGCGUUGAGAAUUUUGUUCAGUAUUGAUAUUGAAUUUAAAGAGCAGAAAUGGGAACGAGUAGCAAGGCAGUCAUUUUUAAUCAGUAACCAGUAACACAAGAUUUGUUUCCUACCUUGCUUUAUACUACUAGGAAAUGCCCGUCGGCGACAACUGCUCUUUGUAUCAUACCAAUCUUUGGAGUGGAAACAUUUCUGUAAAACUGUACCUUUCAAAAGAGUAAAAAGUGUUUUGGUUAGUAAUGGUGUGGAGAAAACACAGUAUUGCAUGUUUUUGUACGUACUGAUUGUGGUUCAUGGAUUGGGAGGGCUCAGAGACAAGCAGAGUACUAAAUCAAAACUGUUUAGGUAUUUUUUGCCAAUUAAAAUUAAAAUAAUUUUAGGGGAACAGUUUGUGCUUUGAAGAGCCCAGUUUUAUUCUGUCUUAUUGCCACUUUGAAAAUUGUUAUUCUUUUGUUCAUGGUAUAAAUGGGUGGAAUUUAAUGAUACUCUACUUCUAUGAGACAAAGCAUUUCCUUAAAAUGUUUGCUAGGUUAAGCUGUGCUGUUCUCCUGAUGGUUAUUUUAAAUUAAUAAUGAGAACUAUAAUUUUAAAUACUAUUUCUUUGUUAGACACACUGUAACCUUAAGUUGAAAGACUAAAUUCUGCAAGUACUGUAUUUUUUCGCUUAUAAUGCUACAUUUUUAUUAACGUAUCUUCUGUUUUGAGGAUUUAUAUCUGUAUUUCUCUUUGCAUUAUAUAAAUAUACCAGUAUUUUCAUUCUGGAGUGGGUUUUUGUUCCUGUUGUUGUUUGAGGCUGUGACAGGUGGUGAUAUGCGUCUAAGUAAGGUACUCAUGUUUUUAUUAUCCUUUUAGUGCAUGCUGUUUAGCUGACCAUAAUUUCUAAGACAUUUGGAGGCUUGUUAACUUAAAAUGCAAGAUGAAAAAUCUGCAGAUCUUCUCUUCAAGGAAAGAAGUAGUAUAUAU
Messenger RNA from Kogia breviceps (pygmy sperm whale), 2647 nucleotides. RefSeq names its product G protein-coupled receptor 27 (gene GPR27). Lineage: Eukaryota; Metazoa; Chordata; Mammalia; Artiodactyla; Physeteridae. Gene Ontology annotation, molecular function: G protein-coupled receptor activity. Gene Ontology annotation, biological process: G protein-coupled receptor signaling pathway. Gene Ontology annotation, cellular component: plasma membrane. The record is from RefSeq and is a predicted model, not a curated record.